Molecule: messenger RNA, 979 nt
Organism: Magallana angulata
Lineage: Eukaryota; Metazoa; Mollusca; Bivalvia; Ostreida; Ostreidae
Exons: 6
Coding region: 18-950 (310 amino acids)
Source: RefSeq, a predicted model, not a curated record
UACAUUAUUUUAGAACAAUGUCGAAAUUUUUGGGACGUUUUCGUGGAGCAAAUGUUAGGGAUAUUGGAAACCAGGCAGUAUUAAUUGAUUAUGUACAAAUUGUUAAGUGUUUUUCGGUAAUGAUGAAAAAUAACACCGUUCUUCAAAAUUUGUAUCAGUCCUUACGGAAAAACAUGAUGUACCACAAAGAAAAACUGCAGUAUUCAGAGGAUUUGAUAGAAAUGAUAGCAGAGAAAUUCGAGGGGGUGGAUGAAAUGUUGGAGAGGAUUGGUCAUUCUCUUCGCAAGGAGGAAGAGGUGUUGCGACAGAGAAAAGAAAUGCUGAGGAAGUUGAGAGAAGAGAUUGCUGAUUCAAAAUUCCGUUUGCUAACUAUGAGAAAACCAGAACUGGAAAAGUACAAGAAAUUGGCUGAAAAACAGACAGUUCCUAGCAUAGCGGGCUUUGUCCGCGAGGAGAGAGAGGAAUUGGAGCGAAGGUUGAUUUCCGCCAGGGUUGCUGUCAAUGAAUACAUGGAGCGAAACUUGGACGACCAGGAGGCGUGUACAAUUCUACAGCUGUACAGAGAACAAUUGAGGGAAGACCAUAAUGAUAACAUGCUGACGAUUCUGAACGAAUUUGGAGAUCUCAAAAAGAAGCGCAGCUUUCUCCUCCGAAAUCCUGUGUUCAAUGAUAACGAAGGGAAGAAAGAUUUGAUGCACCUGUUCCGAGUACCUCGCGAAGAGAUGGAGGCGACCACAGAGGAAUACGCCUUGCUGAGACAACGGAAUGAAGCCUUAGUUGAGCGAAUCCGUGAACAGAGGGUUACCAGGUCCGCUCUGACGGAAGUGAACCGGGGGAUUUUGAACACAUUGUUACAGGAGGAGGACGAUGUGUGUACAGCCAUAAACAUCAGGGCUCCACCUAACACCCAGUCUACACUCGCUGUAGGACUCAACGCCAUUUCUGUGUAAAUAAUAAAAUAAAACAUUCACCAAUUCAA